Molecule: messenger RNA, 1144 nt
Organism: Rhincodon typus (whale shark)
Lineage: Eukaryota; Metazoa; Chordata; Chondrichthyes; Orectolobiformes; Rhincodontidae
Product: vascular endothelial growth factor receptor 2-like
Exons: 6
Coding region: 53-1144 (363 amino acids)
Source: RefSeq, a predicted model, not a curated record
AAUUGCUUUGCAAGAAGUGCUCUGUUUUGGCUGGCGCUUUCUCCCAGAUAGAAUGUGCCACUCGUUUCGAAUGUUAUUUGUACUGGGUUACUUCCUACAGUGGAGCACAGUUCAAGCUGAAAUGAACAUUCACUGUAUUCCUGGAAGCUCUGUCUCCCUUUCUGGAGUGGAUGAGGAGCAAAAGAACAAGGCUGAAUUCUUUCAAUGGAAAUUAACCCAUGGAAAUACAGAUAUACCAGUACUGCAGUUUCACAAAGGAGAUACACGACCACCUUUGCUAAAAAAGUACGAUGGUCGCCUUGAUGUCUUCCCAUUUAAUGGAUCAUUUGUCCUUCACAAUUUAACCGCUUCAGAUCAAGGUCUUUAUACACUUCACAUCAAUUUGCAAAAUGUCACGGUGCAAGCCAUUCGACUUUGGGUAAUAGAUGAACUAUCAAACCCUUCAAUAUUCAGCAACUCCACCUUCAUUGCUUCGACCAUCAUGCUGACCUGUAAUGUUUCUGGGCAGCCUCAUGAGUAUCGAUGGCAGAAAGAUGGAGGGAACAUCUCUCAACAUCACCAACGAGUAGAUGGGAACAGAAGCCUCAUCAUUCCGAAUGCUGGGAAAGAUGAUUGUGGGACGUACACCUGUGUCGUAAUCAAUCCUGUCAGCUCUGUCUGGGCUGAUUACACAGUAACUAUUUUUGGCAUUCCACAAGAGCAGUACAUAAUUGUUGUUGCAUCCGUUGUAGGAUUGGUACUUUCUGCAGCCUCUUUUACUGGACAGAUAGUGCAGUGCUGUUUGAAUAAACAACUCAGUCAACAAGUCAGAAUCCAGAGGAUUGCCAAGUGGGUUUAUAAAGAGAUCAAUAUUGGAUCACAGUCUCCCUUGAUCUUUGUCCUGGCUGGUGAUGGCAGGGAAUUCCAAGGAGCCCAGAUUUGGCAGGAGUCUCCCGUGGACCUGGAGUCUCCAUUGCACCCUGAAUGGAGAAAGCUCGAUGAUCACGUGACGCUGGAGCGGAGACUCUUUCCGCGCAAACAUUGCGCACGCUCAGCACAAAGACCACGAAAACGAUCAUGUGAUGUCGACACGUGGUCGUCUUGGCGACGCGAGUUCAUCAGUUACUUUAUAGCCAAUUGGCAUAGUCAGAACAUGCGAUACUAA